Messenger RNA from Sorex fumeus (smoky shrew), 1832 nucleotides. It is a transcript of the gene ASPNAT, whose product is annotated as N-acetyltransferase 8 like. Gene Ontology annotation, cellular component: mitochondrial membrane. The record is from RefSeq and is a predicted model, not a curated record. The coding region runs from base 371 to 1285 and encodes 304 amino acids. The transcript has 3 exons. Gene Ontology annotation, molecular function: L-aspartate N-acetyltransferase activity. NCBI's taxonomy places the organism in Eukaryota, Metazoa, Chordata, Mammalia, Eulipotyphla, Soricidae.
GGUGCGGGGCGCGCGGCGGGAGGCGCGGGGCGGCACGGGGAGCCCCGGGGCGCUCCGCCGAGCGCGCCUGGGGCGGGCGCGGGGGCGGCGUCGCUCCCCCCAGCGCGGUCACAUGGUGACCCGCGGCAGCCAAUGCAGUGGACGCUAGGACCCUGCGGGCCCGGGCGCCCGGCCGCCCCGCGCCGCCGCGUUAUAAAUACUUGCCCAAAAUGCGGCGCAGCUCCCCGCGCGUCCCGCCCGCCGCCGCCCCGCGCCCCUGAGCAGCCGCCGCCGCCGCCGCCGCCGCCGGUCCGAGGGCGCCGCGCCCUUGCCCUGGGCCCGCGCCCUGCCCGCCCGGCCGCGUCCCCGCGCUGCGCCGCCCGCCGGGUGCAUGCAUUGUGGGCCUCCCGACAUGGUCUGCGAGACGAAGAUAGUGGCCGCCGACGAGCAUGAGGCGCUGCCGGGGGCCAAGAAGGACGCGCUGCUGGUCGCGGCCGGCGCCAUGUGGCCCCCGCUGCCCGCCGCGCCCCCGCCCGCGCCCGGCCCGCAGCCCCUCGGCGCGGGCGACGACGCGGGCGCGGGCGCCGCGGGGGCCGCGGGGGGCGCGGGCUCGGCCCGGGAGCGCGGCGUGCACAUCCGCGAGUUCCGCGCGGCCGAGCAGGACGCGGCGCGCCGCAUCUUCUACGACGGCAUCAUGGAGCGCAUCCCCAACACGGCCUUCCGCGGCCUGCGCCAGCACCCGCGCACGCAGCUGCUCUACGCCCUGCUGGCCGUACUCUGCUUCGCCCUGACCCGCUCGCUGCUGCUGACGAGCCUGGUGCCGCUGCUGCUGCUGGGCCUGCGCUACUACUACAGCCGCAAGGUGAUCCUGGCCUACCUGGACUGCGCGCUGCACACCGACAUGGCCGACAUCGAGCAGUGCUACAUGAAGCCCCCGGGGUCCUGCUUCUGGGUGGCUGUGCUGGACGGCAACGUGGUGGGCAUCGUGGCGGCGCGGGCGCACGAGGCAGACAACACGGUGGAGCUGCUCCGCAUGUCGGUGGACUCGCGUUUCCGGGGAAAGGGCAUUGCCAAGGCGCUGGGCCGUAAGGUGCUGGAGUUUGCCCUGCUGCACCACUACUCGGCCGUGGUCCUCGGCACCACAGCUGUCAAGGUCGCCGCCCACAAGCUCUACGAGUCUCUGGGCUUCAGACACAUGGGCUCGAGUGACCACUACGUGCUGCCCGGCAUGACCCUCUCGCUGGCCGAGCGCCUCUUCUUCCAGGUCCGCUACCACCGCUACCGCCUGCAGCUGCGCGAGGAGUGAGCGGCCGCCUGCCCGCCCGCCUGCCCGAGCUGCAGAAGCUCAGCCAUGCACCGGGCUGGCGUUUUCCUCUCCAGCACUACGCGGUUCUGGCUGGGUCUCAGCGUGCAGGGCUGCUGUCGCUCAUCUGGGACACUUGGGGGCGGGGGGUGGUUUGCAGCCUUGGCUCCCCUGCCCUGCCAGCUGGGGCCUCACCUGGAGAGGGGAAGCUGGGACCCAUGCGGCCUGGCCUCCAGCCUGCUGUCGCCAACGGGGAAGGCCCCUCGGUGCCCGCCCCAGCACGGAGCCUGGUCUGGGGGCGGCAGGGCAGCUGUGCGGGCCAGGCUGCUUAGCUCUGUGCAUGCCGAGGACCGGCUGGGCUGCAGCAUGCCGCAUGCCCACAGCCUCCCAGACUCGGCCGGGACUGGCUGCCCUCUGCAGGCACCUGCUGCCCCCCCUCGGCUUGGCUUUGACUUCGUCACCUUUCUUCCCUUUGGCCCCCGCCUGCCUGGUCCUCACCCAGGGGCGGAUCCCAUAGCAGCCGGUCAGCAGCCAGGGCGCCAGGGGAGCC